GUCAAAGGAAUCUGUAUGGAAAGGACACAUUUCUUUUUUUUUUUUUCAUUUAGGCAAAAGAAUUUUCGUGAACACACAGAGAGAAAGCACCAGACUGUGCCUACAGAAUUAGAGGAGAUUGUGAGGGAAGAUGUUACAGAGCUGCCAGAACAUACAGUAACUAUCACUGACAUAUCGGAAAUAGACCUUGCUGGACAUGGUGGCACAAGAUUAGGACUGAACACGGCUGAGGAGAGUGAUGAAGAUGGUGAAGGGGAGAUAAACAGUGACAACAGUGAUGUAGAAACACAAGUUACCAAUUUACCUGAAACCAGCAUAUUUAAACAUAAAAGGGAUAUGAAGAAAAUCAAGGAGAAAAUAUUUAAAACAUCAAAACAUCUGAAAAAGAAAUCCCAGAAAAAGCCCAAAAGAACACUUUCGAAGAGAACGAAACACAAAUUGAAAUGUCAACAAAAUGUGUGUUGAUUGAUAUAAUUAUAGAGAUGAAUUUGUGGAAAGAUCUGUAUCUGCUGAUAUGGUUUGGAGAAUUUAGACUUGGUCACACAAUGUAAUAUGGUUUAUAGGAGAAUAUCCAUGAACUAGGGUAAACAAUGAAGAAUAAGGUUUAUAGGAGAAGAAUAUGGUUUAUAGGUUGAAGCACUCAGUUUGCAGAAUUGCUGCAUCUUUACAGUAUCCAUGUAGACAUAGACAGUGUCUGUUAUUGUAGUUUGUUAAGAGCACAAAAGGUUUUUUAUGUCAGUACUAUUUGGCCAGAUGAAAUAAAUUGAUGUAACUGGGAUAAAUGUUUGAUGUUGUGUGAACCAUAGUUAGCAUCUGUAUGAUUUACUGUUAAAUUUAUGUCCAGACCAUACUACAUUAUACAAGAUUGUUUUGACAAUUUUUAACUUCAAAGAGUUUAGGAAUAUCUAACAUUUGAAAUGGUUGUUAUAUGAAGGACUUAUUUUAUCAGAUAAGGAUAAAAAUGAUGCCAUGCCUUAAUCAAUAGUCAUAUUUUUGAUGAAAAAAUGAGUUAAACUGCAAUGAAAGAAGAUACACUUGUGCAUCUUAAAUGUACAAAAUAAAUAUAGAAAUGUAUACUUAAAAAUGUGAGUUGUACUAUAAUCUUUCUUAAGAAUAGCAAUGCCUUAUGUUCUUGUAGCAU
This is a messenger RNA of Ruditapes philippinarum (Manila clam), 1141 nucleotides long. RefSeq lists its product as uncharacterized. The coding region runs from base 16 to 465 and encodes 149 amino acids. NCBI's taxonomy places the organism in Eukaryota, Metazoa, Mollusca, Bivalvia, Venerida, Veneridae. The transcript has 3 exons. The record is from RefSeq and is a predicted model, not a curated record.